Molecule: messenger RNA, 1240 nt
Organism: Lentinula edodes (shiitake mushroom)
Lineage: Eukaryota; Fungi; Basidiomycota; Agaricomycetes; Agaricales; Omphalotaceae
Exons: 5
Coding region: 375-1208 (277 amino acids)
Source: RefSeq, a predicted model, not a curated record
UUCUGUUCCAGCCCACGUUCCAACUAUUCCAGUCUUUUAAAACAGUGAACUAUAUGAACUGCAAUACCAUAUACUAGUACAGUGAGGAAGGCUCUUUCGGCUGAACUUGCAGAAAACUUACAAAUUUCCGAAGCUCCAAAGUUCAGUUUACGGGACUCCAACGUGUGGUCCGUAAAAUAAACCAUCUCAAUAUAUCGUGCAAUCCACAGCAUCUCUUUCGAACAUAACGGCGUCCCAUGACUUUUGACCUCUCGUUGAUUGUAGACAAUCGAGUUUCGACAAUUCAAAAUUUCGGGCCUUAUUCCACAGUGCCCAUCUGCACUCAUCAAUGCUAGCAUAUAAACAAAGUCUCUUUCAGUUGUGUUCCCUCCCGGAUGAUCCAACCAACACAGACGUUCUCCCUCUCUGGAGGUAUAAAGUUAUCUUUCACGGAUAGCGGUGCCCCUCUCAAUCAAUUAAACUACACCACUGUCCUCCUUUUACAUGGUGGAGUAUUCAAUGCAUAUCAAUUCCACAAGUUACAUGCAUACGCGCAUAGCCUCAACCUUCGCACCGUCCUUCUCCAUCGCAGAGACUACGCCGGCUCGACUCCGUAUUCAUCCUCGGAGAUACAGGAGCUCGAACGAGGAAAUGUUAUAUUUUGGGAACGGUUGGCUGCGCAAAUGGGGGAGUUCUUGAAAAUGUUCAUAGAACGGGAAGGAAUUCCAAAGUUGGCCGCUCGCCAAAAGCGGGCUCUGUCUCCCCAGGCGAAUGGUCUUGGAAAAGGGGGAAGUGGAGGUGUAGCGAUUCUAGGGUGGUCUGGGGGACGUUUGCCAAUCGUUUCGUUUCUUGGUGCGACCCAGAAUCGAAUGUUUUCAGAAGAGCUAUACGGCUUCUUGGUAGAGUACAUUGGAGAAUGUAUAUUCUAUGACCCUUCCUAUAACUGCUUCGGAUACCCACUUCCUCCAGAUAAUCGGAAUUAUAUUCCAUGGGAAGAUACUGCAAACUCCUCGGAAGACUUCCUGCAGGCCUUCUCGAACUGGGUUAGCUCUUACUAUGAUCACCCUUGUUACGACCACAUCACUCGAUCCCUACCAGCGACAGCUACCAUACAUGAUCUCGACGGUAGCAGGCGAAAGAGCGAUGAAACAUCCGUAUCCUCUUGGACAGCUGAAGAAAUUGCCAAAGGGACUGAGGAGAGGCCAGCCAGGAAUGAAAUUGCUACGUGAGUCUUCGGAGUAUGUAAUGAAUUUUUUGUGAG